Molecule: messenger RNA, 7289 nt
Organism: Onthophagus taurus
Lineage: Eukaryota; Metazoa; Arthropoda; Insecta; Coleoptera; Scarabaeidae
Product: multiple PDZ domain protein
Molecular function (GO): protein binding
Source: RefSeq, a predicted model, not a curated record
UCAAGUUUAGGGGGUUAAAUUCGGCGCAUGAUCAGCAAACCAGCCUAUUACAGCCUGUUAUAUCCUGAAAAGCUUUUCCGCGGCAGCUUUACAUUUCAGUUUGCUCUGGGCUAGUGUUCUGUUGACGGCACGCGUUGUCAUUUCCUUUCACGCGAAGGAAAAGUAACAGAAAAUCUUUUCGUCGAGGUCCCCACGCGUCAAUAUUUGCACGCAUUAACUUUUUGAUGAAAAAUCACACUGAAACCGAGAAAAAAUCCGUCAUCUAGGUUUUCCACUUGGUUUUAAAUCGACUUCCUGUUGACCCAACAACAGUUUUCCAGGCGGUGAAAAAAGAAUAACAUCUUGUAAAUUACUAGGUGACUUGAAUAUGCAAGAAUAAAAAGCAUUAUGUGCUUAUUGGAGAAAAGAAGUUGGAGGGAGUUAUUUUGUUCCAGUUCUCGAGAACUUUAAAGCUUGCCCCGGGGCGGGUUGCGGGAUUUUGGAUAGAAGACAUAUGUCAAGAUGUGAAGGAAAUGUGGGUUCCAAAGCGAAAAUAGGGACUCGGAAGUAUGGCCAGAUCAAAUCGGCCUUUGAACAGUCUGGGAUUCAAGCUGCCCUGACAAUAAUACACAACUUCUAAAUGAGACAUGGUGUUAAACACUGAAUGGGCUCAAGUUGAAGUAAUCGAUUUAAUAAACGACGGAUCUGGAUUAGCAUUUGGAAUAAUUGGUGGAAGAAGUACUGGAGUUGUUGUAAAAACAAUCGUACCUGGUGGUGUUGCCGAUAGGGACGGUCGUUUGCAGAGCGGUGAUCACAUCCUACAGAUAGGGGAAGUGAAUCUCAGAGGUCUCGGGUCGGAGCAGGUGGCCUCCGUGCUCAGACAAUGCGGCGUCCACGUGCGAAUGGUAGUUGCGAGACCGAUCGAAAUAUCGUCACAGGAGUUUCAGGGAUUGGAUAGCCAAGUUCCAAUCGUCCCAACUAAAAUACUAGGGGAUCCAGUUGAAUUAGAUAGACAUCUAAUUGAAAAUGGAUUUGGGGAUAUCUUCUCAAUACCGUCCACAAAUUUUACGACGCCGUUUAUCUAUACGGGUCAACAAACCGAUAUUCAGCUACACACUGUUCCCCGAUUAGUGGACGUGCGAAACUCCACAAACGGGACGAUAACAGCGCAAUUCCAGGACGUCGUACAACCGCAGCUUGUGUCGUUUGCUAAAACGAUAGCGAUCGAAACUGAGAUUGAGGAAAAUCCUCUCCCGGAAACGGAAAUGUACACGGUACAACUGCGGAAAGACGACUUGGGACUAGGGAUCACUGUGGCAGGAUACGUUUGCGAGAAAGAAGAAAUAUCCGGGAUUUUCGUUAAAAGUAUUAGUAAAGGAAGCGCAGCAGAUAUAAAUGGCAAAAUCAAAAUUAACGACCGUAUCGUUGAGGUGGAUGGAUGUUCGGUUGUUGGUCAAACAAACCACCAAGCCGUGGAAAUGUUAAGAAAUAGCGGUUCAACCGUGACAAUCACCCUCGAAAGGUAUUUGAGAGGUCCUAAAUAUGAACAACUACAACUAGCUAUUAGAGCAAACGAACUGAAACCUCCAUCGCCGCCUUCACCUUCAAUUUCAUCGCUGCCAAAAAUACCUUUAAGUUUAAUGACUUCAAGCAUUGAAGUUGAUGGAGAAUCAAGAACAAGUAUCGAUUUCGAUUCUGCUAUAUUAGUAGAAGAUGCAACAACGCCAACAAACGGCAGUGAUAAGGAAAUUGUUAUUGAUGGUGGAAAAAAGACUGUUCAAUUUAGUAUUUCUAGUCAUGAAGCUGUACAUGAAAAAUGGAAAAAUGUAUUAAGUAAUGAAGCGGAAGUCGUUAUUGCAGAAAUGAGUAAAGAUGGACAUAUUGGUUUAGGAAUUAGUCUCGAAGGUACUGUUGACGUGGAAGGUGGCCAAGAAGUUCGUCCACAUCAUUACAUAAGAAACAUACUUCCGAACGGUCCUGUUGGGAAAAAUGGAAUUUUGCAAUCCGGAGAUGAACUUCUUGAGGUAAACGGAAUCCAAUUGAUUGGAUUAAAUCAUUUGGAAGUCGUGUCGAUUUUGAAACAACUUCCAAAUUUUGUUAUGAUGGUUUGCGCAAGAUAUUCAGUUGAUACGAGAAUUAUUGAUACGGGUCAGUGUAGGGAUGCUUUUGAAGCCAGAGUUUCAUCAAUUUUCCAGAAUAUUCUCGCUGAAAGUUUACAAACUUUGAUACCAAAAUCGGACCGAUUAGUGAAAGCUAAGUCAGAUACAUCGAUUGCUUCAAAUUCAUUUGGCGAUGAUAAUCCAAACUCUUAUAACAUGGGAAAUCGAUCUAAAUCUUUAGAAACCGGAUCUGGAUUUCCUAUGUGGAAUAGUGAAUAUACUGAGGUUGUUUUAAAUAAAGGUGAUUUUGGAUUGGGAUUUUCAAUUUUAGAUUAUCAGGAUCCUUUUGAUCCAACAAGAACAGUUAUAGUUAUAAGAUCUUUAGUUCCUGGUGGGGUUGCUCAAGCUGAUGGGAAACUUAUACCAGGCGAUCGAUUGAUUGCGGUUAAUGAUAUAAUUGUUGAGCACACAUCUUUGGAUAGAGCUGUCCAAGUAUUGAAGUCUGCGCCGAAAGGAAUUGUUAAAAUAAAAGUUGCGAAACCGCUUUCUUCAAUGGAUAACAUUUCCCAUCAUAGCCAGGAUACAGACCAGGAAGAUCAGACCUACUUGGACGAGUUUCAAGAAUGCAUCGAGGAGUACCAGGAAUGUCUGGAAGUGGUCCAAAUCUGCAUAGAUGAGGACGUUUCAUUCAGCCACUCGUCCAGUGCCGCCUGCCCCGACGAGCUACCACUUUCGGUCAACCACCGCGGAGUUUCCUCUCUUCAGGGUGCUGUUCCGUGUUUACUUGGCGUCGCGACCGAUAACCAACGAAAUAACGGUAGUGAACUUGAUUUGAGUUUCAAGAGCACGUGUGAUUUGAAUGGUAAAGAUUUGUUAAGAACUACUGAAAGUGUAGUGACAAAAAUGGAUUUUGUGGGUAGUGAACCGAGUCGAGUGCAACAACAAGAAGAAACAUCGGAAAAAGACGGAUAUGAAACGUGCGUGGACGAAUCGUUUUCGGAUGAAGGUAGUAAAGACAAUGAAGGUAAUGAAAAAACACCAACGAAUUCAAUCGAUAACAUCAAAAGUAGUUCUUCUUCUGAACCAUACUUAAAGAAUAUCGAUGUUGAUUACGCGAAAACCAAUCACAUUUGUUUUGAUUCAAAAUUAGAUGAACUUUCCUCUUUCGAUCAUCAUCAAGAUAUUUCUGGUGAUGAAUUCUUUUUAGUGCAAUGCUCAAAGGAUGAUUUACCGGUUUUAAAAGCGGACGUUUUAAAAUUUUGUAGUGAUUCUCGCGUUUUAGAAAGUUCCGAUUCCACUCCGACUGUUAAAUAUAGAAGAUGUAUCAAAGAAUAUUACAAUGAUUACGCCGAUUGUUUAGAAUCUUAUAAAAAUUACGUACAAAAACUAAACGAAAUCGGUAAACAAUCUUCUAUCGAAAUGAAUGAUGACGAUAUUUUUAACGACAUCAUUUUACCGCAUAAAAGCAAAUCAGCACCCGAUAUACUCGAUAAUAGUUUUGUGACUAUGACCUAUGAUCCUGGACCUGAUGUAAGCAGAAGAAAAUCAGUUUUUAUUUCUGGAUAUGCAGACGAAAGUGAUUCAAUGACUGUUAUAAGAGGUUUAGAUACAAAUUUUCCGACAUCGAAACCCAGCGAAUUACCCGGAAUGCUGCAAAAGCAUUGGGGUUCGAUAAGAAAAGUCGAAAUAGGAAAGGAACCAAAUGCUAGUAUAGGAAUAAGUAUUGUUGGCGGAAAAGUUGACAUAAAUAACGAUUCAAAUUCAGAAUCUUUAUUGGGUAUAUUUAUAAAGAAUGUGGUUCCGGAUAGUCCAGCUGGUCGAUCGGGCCAAUUAAACACCGGUGACAGGAUACUAGAAGUAAGCGGCGUUGAUCUAAGGGAGGCCAGUCAUGAUAAAGCAGUAGAAGCCAUACGAAAUUCACCUAAUCCAGUAGUUUUCCUCAUACAGUCUUUAAUUCCCUGGGGCGUUGAAAAUUGUCAAGAUAUCGACGAGAAAGAUAAUUAUGAAGAGGAAGAUAGAAUUGCACCUGCUCAAUAUACAACUAAAGAACCAAUUUCAAAUAACUCAAAAUCAGAAGAAGUUUGCUCAAAUAUUCCAAAUCAUGUUCCUUCAAGUCCACGUCCUAGUCCAGAAAGAAAAGUCGAACCCGUCUCAAAACCGCCGGAAGAAUCUACUAUUAAAGAAGAAGGUGAUACACCAAAAGUGCUUGAACAAAAACCUAUAUAUGAGGAGUCAUCUGAAGAAAGUGAAGAUGAAGAAGACGUUCGGGAAAUGGAAGGAAGAACGGUUUCAAAGAAAGGACAAGAGAUCGAUCGAGCUAGCGCUGCUAACCUGAAAAGAACCAAAGAAGAAAUAGCCGCCGAUCCCGAAGAGGAGGACGAUUUCGGAUACACAAUGAAUAAAGUGAAGAAGAAAUAUGCGAGCCUCGGCCACUCGAUUUUAAUGGUACAAUUGGAAAGGGGAGGUCAAGGAUUGGGAUUGAGCCUAGCUGGACAUAAAGAUAGAAAUUGUAUGGCCGUCUUUGUGUGCGGUAUCAAUCCAACGGGGGCAGCUUAUCGUACGGGGGGUAUUCAAGUUGGGGAUGAAAUUCUUGAGGUAAAUGGGGUGGUGCUUCACGGAAGAUGCCACCUGAACGCCUCCGCGAUCAUAAAAAGCUUAUCCGGACCGAUUUUCAAGGUGAUCAUUCUCAGACGGAAAGCAGCCAUCGAUGACAUUGCCGUUCGUCCCAUCACGCAGUUCCCAGUUUCGUUGGCCGAGGAGGCGUCCGAGGAACAUUUUAACACCUACCCGAAUGUGCGCACCAUCACUGUAAAAAAGGGCCCACAAGGCUUGGGGAUAAUGAUAAUAGAGGGAAAGCACACAGAUGUAGGACAAGGGAUUUUCAUUUCGGAUAUUCAGGAAGGUAGUUCAGCCGAAAAGGCAGGACUUGAAAUUGGUGAAAUGAUCCUGGCGGUGAAUAAAGAGCCACUUCUCGGGUCAAACUACGAUAACGCUGCCACGUUAUUAAAAAGAACGGAAGGAUUGGUUACAUUGAUAGUUUCCAAUCCAACGAAGAAACCAACAACGCCUGACGGUGCCGUGGCUAAUGAUGUCGGUGCCAAUGUUCCUAACAGUUUAACAGCUAACAACGUUUCUGCAAAAUCAGCUUUAAAACCUUCAGCUACACCUUCCAGACCUACAACACCUGUACCGGAAGUUCAUGCCGAUCCAACAACUUGCCCUAUUAUACCAGGUAAAGAUACCCAGGUGGAAAUAACGACUGAAAACAAGGUUUUGGGGAUAUUCUUUAUUGGAGGAAAAGACACUCCAACGCCGGAAGGAAUUAUUAUUGUCGAAGUUUAUGGAGGUGGUGUGGCUGAAAAAGAUGGAAGAUUGCAACCGGGUGAUCAAAUCAUGGAAGUUAACGGGACACUUCUUAAAGACGUUACGCAUACAACAGCGUCACAAGCAUUAAGACAGACACUGCCAAAAAUGAAACUUACCAUUUAUCGCCCUGAAAAGCUUGAUUAUCAAACGAUCGAAACAGAUUUGGUUAAAAAACCAGGGAAAGGUUUAGGAUUAAGUGUGAUAGCAAGAAAGGAUAAAAAAGGUGUUUAUAUUUCCGAAAUUUUAAGUGGAGGAAUAGCAGAUCUUGAUGGUAAAAUAAUGAAAGGUGAUCUACUAGUGUCAGUAAAUGGUCAAAGUGUGGAUAACGUCCCAAGCGAAGAAGCUGGGGCGGUACUAAAGACUGCUGCCGGUAAAGUUACCCUAAAAUUUAACAGAUACAAAGCCAUAAAUAGAUAAUUAAUUUUAAUCGAAUUUUUUUCUCGCCGUAAUAUUAUUUUCUUUCCAUUAUUUACACUUAAAAAAAUUUAUAAUUCAAUAAAAAUAUCACAAUUUUUACAAGAAAAAAUAGCUACUGCACCAAUAAAUUAUAAUAAUCUCAUAAUCUCAUCCUAUCUGAUUAAAAAAAGAGGUAUCUGCAAUACCUUCACGUCUCCCUUAAAAAAUCUGAGUAUUAAUAUCCAAAACUAAAAAAUCGGUUACAUAUUUAAAUCGAAAUAUGUAACUAAACCGUAGUAAAUAAAUACGUAUGUUAUUUUCACAUCUAGUCAAUUUAUUGUUACUUAUUCGUUAAAGUGGCGUUGUUAUGAAAAGAAUAAUUAAAAAAAUGAAAAAUGCCUUGCUAUUGAACAUUCUCAGUUCUCUUCAUAUCAUCGGGCGAAACCCAUGAUACGACUAUAACAUCAAAAAAAAUAUUUUAUUUGAUAACUUAGUAUACCUGCUUACAUUGUGAUAUGUAUAGCUAUAAUGUGGAGUAAUUAAACAAAGUUUUAAUGUUUACCGCAUUAAGUGCAAUUUAGAGAAUUCUAAAACAAAGACGACUUUUUAAGCCUGACGUUAUAGACGACAUUUUACUAAAAUAAAAGAGAACUUAUUAUAAAAGAUAAAAGUACAAUAACACUUACUAUUACUUGUUAGAAAAAAAAAUAAUAAAAGUGGAUUUUAUAUUACUAUUAGGACGUUCCAAAUUCCACGUUUUUCAAAUAUUAUAACAUUAAAUCGGGCUAAAAAAGUGUUUUAUGUUUCUAAUUUUGUUUAUUUGUUAAAUCUUUGUUCCAUUUUUAUAUUGAAUCCCUUUCUUAGAUUAUUAUAAAAUAAUAUUUCUCUUUGAAAUAUAUGAACUAUGGACCAGGUGUUAAAAACUCUAUAUAGAAAAUUUUAAAGAGAGAACGCUUUUAUCUAUAGAUUAAAUUAUAAAUUAAUAAAACGUUAAAUAUUUACGAAUGUUUUUAGAAAAUUUUCGAGAAAUCAUAAAAUAAUACUUUCUUUGCACAGUUCGGUGUUCUACAAGAGGGAUUAUAUUUUCACUAAAUUUAUAAUUAGAUAUUAUUAUCAAAAAAGAACACGUAGACUUAACAUCGUAGACAUUUUUUAAAUUAUUUUUAACAAUUAUAUAAAACUUUUAACGUUUCUUUUUCUUUCCUGUACCGGAAAAACAGCCCUAAGACAAGCGAGUGCAUCUAGUUAACGUUUUUAAAAAAAUACUAUUUAUUACAACUAAAAUUUAGACCUAGUUUCGUGCAGACUGUAAGGAUUUGUACAUAAUAUAACGUCUUGCGAAGUUCACUACUUAUAAAUUAAUUGAAUUUAGAAUUUAAUUUGUAAAUAGAAUUAAGUAAUGUUGCAUGUGCUAGAAUUUUAAUAAAAUUCAUUUUGUCUCGAAAAAGA